AUGGAACUAGGGCCAGAUGCGCUGGUGGUCGUAUGGGAUUUUCCCACAGGCCGCGGCUUUCGAGCCACCAGCCGUAUCAACAAGGGACAGAUUUACCUGAAGGUUCCUUUCGCAAAGUGUUGGUCUGCUGCCAAAGCACGAGAGGCCUACAAGGAACUGAGCUCGUUGCAAAAACAUCACUUGGCAUCUGGGGAUGAAGAUGUCAUGGCACUGCAUCUCCUCUUGGAGCGCUCCAAGAUGGAUGCAGGUUGGAAUGCUGAGCACCUCAAGUCCCUUCCAAGGAGCUUUGAUAUGCUUCCGCAUUGGUCAGAGGCAGAGUUGCUUGAGUUGGGAGAAGCCGAUCUGCAAAACACGGCCAGACGACUAAAAGCGCAGGUGAAGGGAGAUUUCUCUGCUCUGAUGCGGGCAGCGGAAGCGUGCGGCUUCCUAGGAAUGUUGCAGGAGAAUGGAAUCGACUUUGAUGCCUAUUUCUGGGCAAAGUCAGUUCUUUGGAGCCGAUGCGUCGAUUUUUCACGAGACUUGCUAAUUCAUGCAGGCCUGCCAUUACCUGAAGGUGAGCACUAUCGUCUACUUGUACCUGGCUUUGAUAUGGCCAAUCAUGAUCCAAGGUUGGCUGGCACUGGACGAACACACACAAUCUUGGAG
Molecule: messenger RNA, 645 nt
Organism: Cladocopium goreaui
Lineage: Eukaryota; Dinophyceae; Suessiales; Symbiodiniaceae
Source: the annotation of a GenBank genome assembly